AUGGCGGCAUCGCUUGCGCCACCAUGCCACUCCGCGCUCUCUCCGCCGCCCCUUCGCCUCGCCGCGCGCCAUUCCCCCUUCCGCGCCUCCUCCCUGCCGCUCCACCCGCGGGGGAUGAUGCGCGGGGCGGUGCGCCGCGCGGCGCAGGGGGUGCGCGCGGGCGUGGCGGAGGCGGGCGGGGAGCCGGCGCCGAUGGGGCAGGUGACGCGGUACAACGACUCGUUCAUCGACCUCGCGCUCAUGGGGCUCUUCCGCCGCAAGAUGGAGCAACAAAUCGGUGAGGUGGCGACGAGGAAGCGCGGGUACGAGGCGUUCGUGGAGGUGUCGCGGCGGGUGAUGCAGGGGCGGUCAGCCGCGGAGCAGCGUGCCAUCGUGGCCAACGUGCUCGUGUCGCUGCUGCCACCCAACGCCCCUGCCACUUUCCGCAAGUGGUUCCCGCCCAGCAAGUGGUCGGCGGAGAUCAACGCCGCCAUCACAGUGCCCGGUUUCCAGUGGCUCGUGGGGCCCUGCCAGCUGAAGGAGGUGGAGGUGAACGGGCAGAAGCAGAUGAGCGGCGUGCAGAUCACCAAGUGCAGGUACCUGGAGGUGAGUGGGUGUGUGGGCAUGUGCGUCAACAUGUGCAAGCUGCCCACUCAGGACUUCUUCACCAACGACUUUGGGCUCCCCCUCACCAUGACACCCAACUUUGAGAACAUGAGCUGUGAGAUGGUGUUCGGCCAGAUGCCCCCUCCCCUCUCCGAGGACCCCGCCCUCUCCCAGCCCUGCUUUGCUGCUCUCUGCUCCAUGGCCCAACCAGAGGCUGACAAGUGUCCGCGUGUUCCCGAUGCCACACCCUGA
Molecule: messenger RNA, 837 nt
Organism: Closterium sp. NIES-65
Lineage: Eukaryota; Viridiplantae; Streptophyta; Zygnematophyceae; Desmidiales; Closteriaceae
Source: the annotation of a GenBank genome assembly